ACUGCUAGGAAAAUCGGGCCAUGGUUGUUUUCUAACCUUUGCUCGCUGUGUCUCUCUCCCUUUCCUCUCUCUCCGUCCAACGACGCCGCGAUCCAGAUCCAGGGCAUCCUGCCGCCGCCGCGGACUGCGCCUAUCUUCCUUCUGCAGCGGCGGGGCAUCGCCGUCGUCGUCGAUCAUCCCCUGGGCUGGAUCGGGGCGGAGAUCCAGCCGGAACUGCGGUGAUCCCUUCCUUUUCUCGGUAGGGUAGUGUAGUGAGCGAGCCAAUGGAGAGGUAAUUCGCCAGGUCAGGCUGGUAUCAAGUUCCUGGUUCAUGGUGCCUGGAUGAGCAGUGGAAGAGAUGCUACUGGCCGUGGAAGGAGGAGGGUUCUUCUCGUCUUCAGCGUCAGGGUACAGCCAUGGCCUCGCGCUCUUGCUGCUCGGGCGGAAAGCUGAGGAGAAGCCCGUCAAGGUCUCGCCGUGGAACCAGUACCGGCUAGUCGACCGGGAGACCGAGCAGGUGUACCAGCUGCCCUCCGCGGCCAACGCCAAGGACCAGGCGCCUGGGAAAUGCGCUCCCUUCGUCUGCUUUGGGUGCACGGCGAAUGGGCUCGAGGUGGCGUCUCCUCCCAAAGCGGCCUCCAGCAGUGCGCCCGGUAACGGUGCCUCACAGGAAGAAGCCUCUUGUUCAGCAAACAAGACGUUGACCACUAGUGGCUCCAUCGGUGGCAGUGAGAGACGAGGCUGUCUUAAGAGCAACUCCAAAAGGGAUUCUUUGGAGCACCGUAUAGUGGUGAGCGAGGGUGAAGAACCGCGCGAGUCUGUGGAAGAGGUGCAGACCUUGAGAUCUAGCGUGGAACGGAGGAAAGUUCAGUGGACAGAUACAUGUGGAAAGGAGCUUUUUGAGAUAAGGGAGUUUGAAACAAGCGACGAGGGCUUGUCAGAUGAUGAUGCAGAAAACGAAGGUUUCCGGAAAUGUGAGUGUGUGAUUCAGUAGAUUUCAUGUCUGCACAACAAGCCUGACAGAAACAUCUCCUCAUGGUAAGCCUGUGUCCUGCUUGAAAGGAUGUGCCGCACCGGUGACUUCUUUGCAACUGAAAUGAUCGACGACAGUCGAAACAAAGCAAACAGUGACAAGUCGAUAUUGUGCUAGAUUAUUUGUUGGUUCUAUGCUUAACUAGUCAGCAGGGUUAUAGUUUCGAAGCCCACCUGUACAAUAUCAAUAUCUCCUUUCUUUCUUUUCUGUCAUUUUGUUUUUCUGGCUUUCCAUUGUGUUUUCACGCCCGCUGUACCAUAUAAGGCUGCCCUGUUACUUCUGCCUGGGAUUUUGGAUCCCUGACUUCAUUCUGUUCCCUUUUGUUUUGCACCUGACGUGUUGAGUGAUGAAUUGUUGACAUUUUUGUCCAAAUUGGUAAAAUCCAUUCUUCGUUGCAUAA
Sorghum bicolor (sorghum) is the source of this 1412-nucleotide messenger RNA. RefSeq lists its product as uncharacterized. NCBI's taxonomy places the organism in Eukaryota, Viridiplantae, Streptophyta, Magnoliopsida, Poales, Poaceae. The transcript is spliced from 3 exons. Bases 338 to 973 code for a protein of 211 amino acids. The record is from RefSeq and is a predicted model, not a curated record.